AUGCAUCAAGGAGGUGAAGAACACAGGAAAUAUCAUCACGUCGAGUGGGGAGAAGAGUUCGAAAGUCUGCUGCAGAAGAGCCAACCACAACGCAACUUUCUUUCGUCGUCGCCAUCGUCCGCCAAAGCGACAUCUCCGCCAACAACAUCAUCGAAAUUCUUUGGAGAAGGAGAGGAUCAACUCAAAGAUUUCGUUCAUGUUUCGUGGAAAUACAAGUUCUACGACGUUUACGUGGGUAGAGGUAACGAGAAAAAACAUCUACAUGACCAGACUGAGGUAAGCGCAACAAGGCCAAGCAUGUUGCAAAGAGACACACUUGGGGUGGUAUCUCGGUCCAAGGUACCGUCCAUUUUUCUAUUUUACCAAGAAUUCAACGAAACGAUAGCGAACACAAUUGAGAAACUUAGAAGGAUGUUACCUUCCUCUCCAAUGCAGGAAUUAUUGAUGGUUUAUUCGCUGUUGUGGUCAAUGUUGUCUAUUAACUAUAAAGCACUUCACCCCAAGAUUUUGUUACCUUGUGCAGGACAACGCACCACCACACAAAAGCAUUUAUGCGAGGGAUAA
Molecule: messenger RNA, 564 nt
Organism: Cooperia oncophora
Lineage: Eukaryota; Metazoa; Nematoda; Chromadorea; Rhabditida; Trichostrongylidae
Source: the annotation of a GenBank genome assembly